CAAAACAUUAAUACAUUUAUCAGAUUAGUACAAUUGUCGUAUAAUAUAAAAUUUUAUUUAGUUUGCAACCAUAGUCUAUAAGGAUGUUUGUUCUAAAAAUAUUAUCAGUUUUAACAACGGCAUUUUAUGUCAACGCUCAAUUCGGAGAUUACAAACAAGAUUUCGGGUAUGUGACUGUGAGAGAUGGAGCACACAUGUUCUAUUGGAUGUACUACACCACCGCUAAUGUAUCAAAUCACACUGAGAGACCUCUCAUCGUGUGGCUGCAAGGUGGACCCGGUGGUUCCUCUACAGGCAUUGGUAACUUCGAAAUACUUGGUCCACUUGAUGAGAAUUUGCAAGAAAGAAACUACACUUGGGUGAACAAUUUUAACGUCAUCUUCGUCGAUAACCCCGUUGGUACAGGUUUCAGCUACGUCGAUGAUCCUAUUUAUCUGACAACAACAAAUGAUCAAAUAGCUCUCGACUUUGUCGAAUUGAUGAAAGGGUUUUAUCGAUCUAAUCCUGAGUUCGAAGAAGUGCCACUUUAUAUUUACGGACAAUCAUACGGCGGAAAGAUGGCGAUUGACAUGGGUAUCCGAAUGCGUGAGGCUGAAAUUGCUGGAACGAUAAAAUCGAAUUUAAGAGGAAUAGCUAUGGGCAACGCUUGGAUAAGUCCAGUAGAUUCCACUCUCACUUGGGGACCACUGCUGUUAGCUGCUGGUCUGGUUGACCAGACUGGAUACGAACAAAUACAAACAUCUGCACGAGAGACUCAACGGUUAUUCAACGAGGGAUUAUAUCUAGGUGCAACUGCUCAAUGGUCUGCGACCCAAACGGCUGUUUUACAAGCAACAACUAGAGUGGACUUCUACAAUAUAUUAACUAAAAAUCCAGUGCCCCAGACCUUUGAUAAUGAAUUAGAAAAACUUAUGCUGCCAGAUAGUUUUUAUGGAAAAUCGAGAAGAUCAAGAAAUACUCUUAAUACCUUAAUGAACACGAGAGUGAAGGAAGCUCUUCGAAUCCCAGCCAAUGUCACCUGGACUGCGUUGUCAAACAGUGUAUUUCACGCUCUCAGGACGGAUUUUAUGAAACCGGUGACCGAAAACAUCGAGAAGCUUCUAAACGAAACGGACAUUAUUAUCACAAAGUACAAUGGAAAUCUCGACCUCAUUUGUAGUACCACAGGUCAAAUCUUAUGGGUGGAUCGUCUUCGCUGGCAGGGAGCUGAAGGCUACAAAAACGCUACCCGCCAUCCAAUCUGGAUCAACAAUCGAUUGGAAGGAUACUACAAAUCCUACAGAAACUUUCGUUUCUUCUGGAUAAAUCUAGCCGGACACAGUGUCCCUAGAGACAAUCCCGCGGGAAGCAGCGCCUUCCUACGUGACAUGACUUCAUUUGGCUAAAAUACAUUACACUAUCAUUAUUAUUAAAUCGGUUAAAAAUAUAAACAAAGCUUUUUCCUUUCAUUGUUUAAUUAAAACAUCUAUCAAUAUUAACGUAAAAAUAUGUCCUUUAUGAAGUAUGUAUAACUUUAUCAUAUUGUAUUGAUCAUUAUAAAGAAGAGAAUUAAUAAACUGGCUCGGGGCUGCAUAAUGGAUUUAAGUCUCUCAUUGUGAAUUCAUAAUCAGCUUGAUAUCUGAUAAGAACUGAAACAGCUACUUCUCAAACUAACUAAGCUUUACUGAAACCACAAUUUCCAAUUUGUUCUUCGAUACAAUUACACUUAUUAAAAGGCAUCGCUUUUAAAAUAUAAACAUGUCUGUGUGAUGUUUCUAAUAUAUUACACGCUUUACUCCGUCAUCUUCAGUAUGACGUCAGUUUAUUUUUAUCAUUCACGACUAAAUAAAAACAUGUGACUAUAAUCAA
Molecule: messenger RNA, 1848 nt
Organism: Danaus plexippus (monarch butterfly)
Lineage: Eukaryota; Metazoa; Arthropoda; Insecta; Lepidoptera; Nymphalidae
Product: retinoid-inducible serine carboxypeptidase-like
Exons: 9
Coding region: 84-1385 (433 amino acids)
Biological process (GO): proteolysis
Molecular function (GO): serine-type carboxypeptidase activity
Source: RefSeq, a predicted model, not a curated record